Phialemonium atrogriseum is the source of this 2499-nucleotide messenger RNA. RefSeq lists its product as uncharacterized. The record is from RefSeq and is a predicted model, not a curated record. Lineage: Eukaryota; Fungi; Ascomycota; Sordariomycetes; Cephalothecales; Cephalothecaceae. The transcript has 3 exons. Gene Ontology annotation, biological process: meiotic chromosome segregation. The coding region runs from base 187 to 2337 and encodes 716 amino acids. Gene Ontology annotation, cellular component: nucleus; chromosome, centromeric region.
CUUGACGAGACCGAAAUUAUUGUUCCUCCCAACCCCAUGCUCCUGAAUGUGCCGCUUGGAAAGGCGAUAUUGAUCGAUUCCCACGCUCCCGCACUUCACAAUUCCAUACACCUGGUGCUCUACAGUUUUACGAUAUCGCAUAAUCCGACCCAACAAAACCUCCUCGACUCUUCUUCCCCAUCAUGAAUGAUGGCUAGGCUCAACGAACCUCCUGUGUCUACGGACAGCUUCGAAACGCUCCGGCGGAAGUUUCUGCGACAGAACCGAGAGAUUGUAAGGAUCAACUCCAACCAAUCGCAGCGUAUAAGGGAAUUGGAAAAUGACUGCGCCCGGAUGCUCUCCGAAAACCUCGACCUUCGCGGUCAAGUCUUUCAUCUGCAGAAAGAGUUGGAAACCAAUUCUGCCCAACGGAUUGCCGAUCAUGCGCUCCAAGUGAAGGCCAAGAUGGAAACCCAACUCGAGGAGCUCGGCUCUCUUCUCGCUGGACUGGGCCUCGAGCCACCAACAAAGCGGCAUUCCCACUCUGGCCGCAAAAUUGCCCACGCAAAAUCAGGAUUCAGCCGUAGUCCACGGCAGAGGAAGCUACGGAAUGCGGCGAACGACUCUGAAGCGAUGCAGGAAGGACGCCUCCCCCCUAUCCACGAAAACAAGACAUAUCCUCGGGCGACCUUGAACAGUGAAGAGAUACAGGCAUUAUGCUCUGAGGCUGCAGAUGCUGCAGAUUCGCCUGUUCUAGGACCCCCGCCAAUCUCCAGAUUCGUCGACGAGGAUCAGGUGAAAGUCGAAUCUCCCAGGAAAACGGCUGACAAUAUCAAGCUGGAAUCGGAGAUCCAUGACCCUACCGGAAGGGCAGAGGCCGCCGCGCCACCGCCGAAACUCGAUUUUUACAAGGCACCGGCAUUUGAUAGGGGGACGAAACGAUCGGACGAAACAUCAGAGCCUGUAAAGACUGAAAGGCUUGCUCAAGAAACAACCCCUUCACUAGUCUCACAAACGCUUAGAGCAGGCUCUAAGAGGAAGCUCGGCGACGAAAACCAUGUUGUCAAAGUGGCCAAAUCUCCAGGGAAGCCGAAUUCAGUUGGGUUCAGCACAGAAAGGCUUGGGCACGGUCAAGACCUGCAGAGGCAGAGAAACAUAAGGACCCUCUCGACAAGUGGCCGGGCCCACAAGGAGAAGAAGACACAGGGAGCUGGGCCAGCCGCCACCAAUCCGCGAAGAGCACUUGCUACAAAGAGCACGAAUGAAGAUGUCGCGUCUCCAAAGAAACAGGCAAGAGAUGCCAAUUUGGAGACAAUCAAGCCGGGGAAACCACACGGCCUAAGGAGCGAGACACCGAAAGAACGAUCAGCUCAAAGGAAGACUCCUGCUCCCGUCGAUAUCCCAGAACCUCCGACAGCACCCACGGUCGCCACGAUUCCGGCACCUGAGACUCCAAUCCCGGAUACGCCUCUGAUUGUCCCGGAGACGCCAGGUCAUUUGGCGCCUAGAGAUUCUACUCGGGAUACGCCACCACCCUCUGACAUCUCGUCAAUGGGGGAAACAUCGCGUCCAAGUCGGCGGGUGAGGGCAUCUAUUAGCUAUGCAGAGCCAAAUCUCAGGGACAAGAUGCGCCGCCCAUCCAAGGACCUAGUUGACGCCGUGACCGGAGAAGGCAAAUAUAUUCACAGGUCAGGCCAACCGAAGCCCGACGACCACGGCCCCGCCUCAAUAUCAACAAUGGGCUCCGAGUCCGAAGUCUCGGGCAAUUGGAGGAACAUUCCGGCGGCCGAGGCUUUGGCAAAGGAAGCUGCUCGGAGACAAAGCGUUCUGAGCCCCCUAGCUGCAAAAGAGUCGACAGCAGACCCAAUACCUACAACCAUCGUUACGGAGAGAAGGAAACGUAUAUCCUCAAUCGGUACGAGGGAGACGCUGAGCCCAAUGGAGACAUCAGACAACAACAAGUCUAGCUCAAGCUCUCGGGAUAUCCCUACGCCAGCGACGGUAUCGGCAACUGUGAGCCAUGGUGGCGAUGUUUAUGACUUCAAUACCUCGUCCCCUAUGUCUAACACGAAAGACUCACACGACGAGGAUGAGGGAGACCCCGGGACCAUCACCGUGCGCCAGCCUUCGAAGAGUUUGAGGCGGUCUUCAACGUCCACCAGGGAUAUCUCUUCUGGCUCAGACAUGUUUCCCACGGUGAAACCCCCAAAGGCCCCCUCGUCGAGAAAGCGGGCGUCUAUGGUUGCAUUAAAGAAGGGUCCGAUGUUACAAUUCGACGAUCCAGAUGAGUCAAAUGGGGAUGACGAAGGCCCAAUGGCAAGGGGCAGGUUGUCAAGGCGAAGGAGUAUGAUGCUAUGAUAGAAUGACCACUGGUACAGCGACUGGCGUUGGCGUUUUCUGGAUAAGACUGCUGUUCACUCUCUUCAUAGACGUUGCACAGGGGGUGUUUGGACUUUUCAUGUACCAUACGUACGUAAUCCAGAUGUUUGACGACGAUACCAUUGGAGUUUUCAAAUGGAG